This is a messenger RNA of Penicillium egyptiacum, 2898 nucleotides long. The record is from the annotation of a GenBank genome assembly. Lineage: Eukaryota; Fungi; Ascomycota; Eurotiomycetes; Eurotiales; Aspergillaceae.
AUGAGUUUCGGAUUGAGCUUGGGGGACUUCGUUUCCGUUAUCACUUUGGCCAAUAAGCUCCGAAGAGACUUUGUUGGUGCCCCAAGCCAGUUCAACAGUAUCUCGAGAGAGGUCAGAGGGCUGACGAUUAUCCUCCAAGACGUCGAUGUUCAACUGCCGGAAUACGAUAUCGAUGAUCACCAACGCAAACAACUAAGUGAAAUCAGUCACAGCUGUGGGACCCUGUUGAACGAGCUUCAAGAUGCCAUCGGGAAAUAUAAAGCCGUUGAAUACUGUGGUACAUCCAUUCACAAGAAGGCUAGAAGUAUUUGGAAGAGAAUUUCCUGGGAGCCAAAAGACAUAGGCGAGCUUCGAGAUCGGUUAUUAUCUAAUGUGACAUUGCUCCAGUCAUUUUUGAAUGCUAUAUCAAGUCAAACCAUGGCGGCGACAAAACAAACACUGGAGCAUCUCAACCAGCGACAGGAAAGCAAUGAACAGUCUUGCAUUCUCGACUGGCUGUCUGCCGCUGAUUAUACUCUGCAGCAGAGCGAUCUUCUCGCUAGGCGGCAAGAAGGAACUGGAGAAUGGCUUCUCGAUUCCGACGAAUAUAAGCAUUGGCUUCGCACACCCAAUGCCACCUUGUUUUGUCCAGGAAUUCCAGGUGCUGGAAAGACCAUCUGUUCUGCUAUCCUUGUCGACGAUUUGAUUACGCGCUUUGAGAAUAAGCCAAAUGUCGGCAUAGCCUACAUUUAUUGCAACUUUAAUCGCCAAGAUGAACAAAAGCUUCAAGACUUGCUUUCAAGUUUGCUAAAGCAAUUAAGCCAGAAGAGAACAUCUGUUCCAGAUGCAGUCAAGGACCUUUACACGCGCUACAAAGCUACAUCGACGCGUCCGCGAUUUAAUGAAAUAUCGAAAGCUCUGCAAUCAGUCGCUUCCAUGUAUUCGGAUGUGUUUAUUGUCGUCGAUGCCCUCGAUGAGUGCGAGUCCACUUGCCGUACUAGACUUUUAGGCGAGAUGAUGAAAAUUCAUGCCAGUGUUGGAGCAAAUGUCUUUGCCACAUCAAGGCCCACGGAGAUAAAUGAUUUGUUCCAAGCAGGCAGCGUUCUAGAGAUACGGGCUCAUGAGGAUGACGUUCGACGAUAUCUUGACGGCAAUAUGUACCGACUCCCGGGAUUUGUGAGUCGAAAUACUGCAUUGCAAGAGGAGAUUAUGACCGUAAUCUCACGCCAUGUACAGGGAAUGUUCCUUCUUGCACAGCUUUAUUUCGAGUCAUUGAUCGGCAGGAGGUCAGCCAAAUCUACUAGAGCCGCUCUGAAAGAGCUCUCGAAUGGGUCUCAUGACUAUGCAUACGACAAGGCUUAUGACAACGCGAUGACCCGAAUUCAAGGGCAAAUGAGAGAGCAAACUGACUUGGCCAUACAAACCCUCUCUUGGCUCAUAUGCGCAAGAAGACCGCUCACUUCAUUGGAGCUCCAGCAUGCACUUGCAAUAGAGGACGGCCAAUCUAGCCUUGAUGAGGAGAACAUGCCGGAGAUCGAAGAUAUCCUUGCUGUGUGUGCUGGUCUGGUCACCACAGAAAACGAAACCGGGGUAAUUCGACUGGUCCAUUAUACUACGAAAGAAUACCUUGAGCGGAAACAGGAAGCCUUCUUUUCAUCUGCUGAAAAUGACAUUAGUACGCUAUGUGUGGCUUAUAUCUCAUUUGAGACAUUUGGAUCUGGAGUUUGCGAAAGUGAUACAGCGAUGGAGGAGCGUCUACAUUCACAUCCAUUCUACUCUUAUGCGGCAUGCUAUUGGGGAGACCAUGUGAGAGCAAUCAAAGAUUUGGAUCCCGAUGUGAUAGAGUUUCUGAAAGACCAGCAAAAGGUCGGAGCUUCAGAACAAGCACUCAUGGUUACCAAGGACCCAGUCCGGAAAGAUUGGAGCCAAAGUUAUUCAAAAACAAUGACUGGGUUCCACCUCGCCGCAUACUUCGGGAUCCAAGAAGCGGUAGCUUACUUUCUUCAGAAUCAAUACUCCGUGGACCUCUGUUAUAGUGCUGGCUACACAGCAUUGAAAUGGGCUAUUUCAGGAGGUCAUCUGAAUGUCGGCCAGUUACUCCUUUCCCACGGGGCAGAUCCAAACAUAUCCGACAAGAAAGGAUUUACCGAGCUUUCAUUUGCUGCCCAGUAUGGCCAAGAAGCUAUUGUCAGACUCCUUGUUGAAUGGGGUGCUGACGUUGACGCCCCGUGUGCAUGGUAUGGAAGCGCCCUGGUCGCAGCGUGUGACGAGGGCCAACUGGAAGUCGCAAAGAUCCUUCUCAAUAACAAGGCAGAUAUCAAUGCCGAGAGUGAGCUCUACGGCAGUCCAUUGGAAACCGCUGCUAAGGGAGGCCACUGGAAACUAGUAAAUUUCCUGCUUGAGACGGGCGCUGAGCCCAAUUCUCAAGGGGAUGAGGCUGAAACCGCAUUGCAAUUAGCGGCAUUCCAGGGCCAGGAAGAUAUCGUGCUAAUCUUGCUCAACCAUGGUGCGGACGUCAACCGACAAGCAGGACCCUAUGGAAACGCACUGAGAGCGGCUUCGAUGAACGGGAAUCAGCAAAUAGUGCAAAUGUUGCUCGAUAGCGGCGCCAACGUAAACGCGGAACACGAGCUUGGCACAGCUCUGAUGGCUGCCGUUGAAAAAGGGCAAUGUGACAUUGCAAAGGUGCUACUAGACAAUGGCGCCGACCCUAAUGGUCGUGGAAGGGUACAUGGCACUGCUUUGCAUGCAGCCGCCGCGUUCGGAUUUGUGGAAAUAACGCAGCUUCUACUCGAUAGAGGUGCUGACAGCACCAUUCGUGCUGGUGUUUACAAAACGCCCCUGCGAGCAGCCACGAUGAGAGGUCAUCGGGAGGUUGCCGCGCUUCUCAAAAGACAUCAGCAGAACUUAAGCGUCUGA